AUGUAUCCGGCCACCAUCAGGUGCAACGGUGGCAGUGGGAACAACGGCAACAAUGUGCCAGGCCAAAGCUUUGCCUCCUACAACGACUACAUGGGAUUCCACCACAUGCAGGGCAUGGAAAACCGAGGCCAGGCUAAUAAUGGAUCUUGGGGGACCCCUUACGGCCCACAGAGAGAGGACUGGGACGCUUUCAACGCAGGGAUGGCCUCCACCACGGUGGCCCCGAUGAAUGGCUCAUCUCCUGGUCCAGCUCCUUAUGGUCAAGACUAUGGUUCCCUCAAUGCUGCUGGAUCUGGGUCGUUGUCCUCCGUGGAGACCGUCAACGCCGAGCCCAUCUCGCCUCUCAGCUCCUACGAGUGGAUGAGGAAGACCAUCCAGUCCACUUCCACAGGCAAAACGAGGACGACUGAGAAGUACCGCAUUGUCUACUCAGAUCACCAGAGACUAGAGCUGGAGAAAGAGUUUCAUUACAACCGAUACAUCACUAUCCGGAGGAAGUCCGAACUGGCUGCAAACCUAAGGCUUUCCGAGAGACAGGUCAAAAUCUGGUUCCAAAACCGCCGGGCCAAGGAACGGAAACUAAUGAAGAAGAAGAUGACCAGCUUCGAUGGCGGUGGUGUUGGCUCCAUCCAGAGGGACUCGGGACCCAUCAGCCCGAUCCCCAUUGCAGACCCACAGACUCAUUCGGAAAUAGUGGGCCCGCUAUUUAGUCCGCCGCCAUCUCUGCCCAUGAAUGGUCUGCAGCACAACAGGAAUCUUUAG
Anolis sagrei ordinatus is the source of this 762-nucleotide messenger RNA. RefSeq names its product caudal type homeobox 4 (gene CDX4). Lineage: Eukaryota; Metazoa; Chordata; Lepidosauria; Squamata; Anolidae. Gene Ontology annotation, molecular function: DNA-binding transcription factor activity, RNA polymerase II-specific; RNA polymerase II transcription regulatory region sequence-specific DNA binding. Gene Ontology annotation, biological process: animal organ morphogenesis; anterior/posterior axis specification; embryo development. The record is from RefSeq and is a predicted model, not a curated record. Gene Ontology annotation, cellular component: nucleus.